Trichobilharzia szidati is the source of this 3067-nucleotide messenger RNA. The record is from the annotation of a GenBank genome assembly. Lineage: Eukaryota; Metazoa; Platyhelminthes; Trematoda; Strigeidida; Schistosomatidae.
GCGCGUUUAUUGGUACGGUGGGUACAACCUGAGAUUGUGCUGCUGAGAUUAGAGUUGACACUAUGGAAGGCGUGGCAACUCAAACUGUUUCAGGCAGCGAUCAUCUCAACUACAGUGUAGGUAUUAUAAAUAACCAAAUGUAUUGCAUACCACUGCCUAAAGAUAUCGAUGAAGUUGGAAUUCCUUGGAAACCAGACAGAAAAGAAUACAAAUCGACUGCAGUUGGGUAUGCGACCACUUGUUGUUAUAUGUUCAGAUUGCACGAAGAAAUAGUGGACUUCUUGGAUUACAUAUCUCCGACAGCGGAAGAGCAGUUUGUUCGCGAAAUGGUCGUUGCCAGAGUCAGAGAAGUUGUAUUAAGCCUUUGGCCGGAUUGUAAAGUUGAUAUAUUUGGAAGUUUCAAAACGGGACUGUAUCUCCCUACAAGUGACAUUGACAUGGUAAUAUUUGGUGAGUGGGAUGCUUUACCAUUGCACACUUUGAAACACGCAUUAUAUAAAAGUGGUAUUUCAUCAAAAAUCACGGUGUUGGAUAAAGCUACGGUCCCGAUUGUUAAAAUGACGGACAGAGAAACAAAUCUCCGCGUUGACAUUAGUUUCAACAUGAAGAAUAGUGUCAAAGCGGCAGAAUUAAUUUUGUCUUACAUGAAGACUUAUCCAUGCCUUCCAUACCUGGUGUUCGUAUUGAAACAAUAUUUGCGUCGACGGGGUCUGAAUGAAGUGUGGACAGGCGGAUUAAGUUCUUACGCACUUAUACUGAUGUGUGUUAGUUUUUUACAACACACAAUAUGUCCCGGCGUCCCGAUCGAUAAUAUCAACUUAGGCGUCUUGCUUGUGGAGUUUUUUGAACUUUAUGGACGACUUUUUAAUUAUAUGAAUACGGCCAUCCGCGUUACUAAUGGCGGUUGUUAUGUUCGAAAAGAGGUUGUGCAACGAAAUAUGGAUGGGAAUUUCCGUCCAUCGCUUUUUUGUAUUGAAGAUCCGCUCUGUCCGGGUAACGAUGUAGGACGUCGGUCGUAUUGCGCUCAUCAAGUUAAACGAUCUUUUGAACAUGCUUACUCUGUCCUCAGCAGUGCUAUACUACCUCAUUAUCGUAUUAUACAUCCUGAAAACGAUACCACAGUACUUGGGCGAAUUAUUUCUAUUCACAAAAAAUCAGCUGAAUUCCGCAAAAACAUUAUGAAGUAUGCUAGACGCUUGCAUCGGUCACUGAUAUACAGAACGUUGCCACCAUUUAAAAGGCCACAAUCUGUUUAUUCUGCGGCUACAUGGGUUAGUCGGUGCUUCAUAAACAACAUGCGUAGAAGCUGCUUAGAGGAAGAUGACCGACAGGACAGUUCGUCUGCACAGUUAUCAAUAACACCCGGUGCUCUUGAGGAUCUACCACCAGGUGUUUCACUUCCGCUUGUCUGGCCUCCCGAACGAAUUCCUAUUGUACCCAAGUUUGGAAAACCAUUUACUGUUUUUCUUACUGAUGAAGAUGUUGCAUCAGCUAGAAAGACUCCAAGUGUUCGUAGCUCUGGUAGCUGUGAUGAUCACGUUGAGGUGAUUAGUUCAGAUUCUUCAGGUGAAGAGGGAUUCAAAGCAAAUAGCAAUGGAGGAGAAGCUAAAGACGGAGAAUCUGUGAAAAACAAUAUACCGGCUGUUGAGCGUGCUUCCUUAACUACCGUUAAUCAAGUGGGAAAAAAGCACAUUUCAACUGUUAAUAAGGAUUCGUCUGGGUGUUCAUCACGUAAACCGCAUCAAGGUCGUAAACGACGCUGUGUACGUACACAAACACCUUCACAAACAAAUGUGAGUAACUCUACAAAACACACAGGAGCAGCUACAUCAAUCAAAGAUGACCGUACGAGUAUGCGAGAGACUACAUUCCCAGGACAGGGUACAACCUUUCAAAGUCGUAACCAUAGGAAAAGUAACUUUCAAAAGCCUUUUGGGAAAGUCCAUCAAAAUGCACUGCCUAAUGCUAUGAACUCUAGUAGAUCUCAGGCUGUUUCUACGCACCCGAGUGAUUCGAAUACUAAUAAUUUUUCUUGCUCUUCUCAAGCGCACAAACGCCAUGCAGCGAGUUCUAGGCGUACAAAGUAAAUGAUACAAGUUGUAAAUAGUUGCCAUAUGCGCAUCAUGUCUAUUAUUGGGGCUUAUUUUUAUGAAUUAAAAGUCAAUCUGAACGAAGAAUAUUCUUUUCAAUAAUUUCUCUUCAGGUGGCCUUCUUGUAACGACAACAAAUAUUAUAUUUUAUAAUUGUAAGAACCUGAAGAGAAAUUAUUGAAAAGAAUAUUCUUCGUUCAGAUUGAUUUUUAAUUCAUAAUAUGGGAAUUUUUCCACACUAUCAAAGCUUAUUUUUAUUCUUAUCCUUAUAAGAUAUCCCACCGAAAACUUUGUUUCCACUCUAUAUCUUAAAAAGAGUUUAUGAAACUUUAUCGACAUUUUGUCUUCCAAUAUGUAUGAUAAUAUUUUCCCCUUUUUUAUUAAACCUAAAAAUGAUGAAUGUCAUAAGCACGAACUGUGUGUGUGUGUGUUGAGGCAAAAACACAAAGAAAAAAGAAAUACUCAAUAAAUAAUAUGCAGUCAUGUCUAUUGAAAAGCAUUUUGUGCAAAACUCCCUGCUUUCUCACGUUUUGCUUGUAUUUUAUAUAUAUUUUUCUCUGUGUGCUUACAUGGGUGUUUACGUGUGCACUGCACAUUUAGUUUUUCUUUUUGUCUUUUGAACUUCCAAGAAACUGACACUGUGAUUUUGUGAAAUCCAUGCUCAGUUGCCUUUUGACGAAUCUAUCUAAUGCAUUCAAUUUGAUCUCAUACUCAAUGUGUUUAUGCAUAUUCUAGAUUUUCUUAUAUUUUACCCUAUUCAUUAUUAUUAUUAUUAUUAAUAAUAUUAUUAAUAUUAAUAAUAUUAUCAUUAAUAUUGGGAGAACUUCCCAGGCUUGUGUUAUACGUUGUAACAAGCUUGUGCUGUCCUCCUAAUGAUGAUGUGGCUGUGUGCUGUCAGAUAGUCAACUAAUAUGCAUUUUCUCCCCUCUUUUUUAUCAUGUUCACGUAUAUAUGUAAUAAUAAUAAUAACAAUAAUA